Molecule: messenger RNA, 1011 nt
Organism: Amphimedon queenslandica
Lineage: Eukaryota; Metazoa; Porifera; Demospongiae; Haplosclerida; Niphatidae
Product: single-strand selective monofunctional uracil DNA glycosylase-like
Exons: 2
Coding region: 90-977 (295 amino acids)
Biological process (GO): base-excision repair
Molecular function (GO): single-strand selective uracil DNA N-glycosylase activity; oxidized pyrimidine nucleobase lesion DNA N-glycosylase activity
Source: RefSeq, a predicted model, not a curated record
UUAUUGUUGCAGGAAAAAGGCGUGGCUCAAUGGAUAUCACAUAAAUGUCAUUAAAAUGAUUUAGAAAUCAAUAAUAUUCAUUAUUCAUCAUGGCAGUUAGUAAAGUUUGUAAACAAAGUGAUAUUUUAAAAACCUCUGCUACUGAAGACGAGGAAUCACUGGAACACAGGCAUAAAAGGAGAGAGACAGAAAUACCCAGUACUGGCACCCACUCUGAUAAUAUCUGUGAUGAUAUACUAACAAUUGAGAGAAUCCAAUGUGAACUGUUACUACAGCUGGAUUAUUCCUCUAGUCACGUGACUCAUGUAUAUAAUCCAAUAGACUAUGCCUCAGAGCCUCACUGUUAUUAUGUAAGACAGUACGGUAAUGGAAAGAAACAAGUUCUAUUUAUUGGAAUGAAUCCAGGGCCUUUCGGAAUGGCACAAAAUGGAGUACCAUUUGGUGAUGUAACUCAAGUCAAAGAAUGGCUAGGGGUCAAAGGUCAAGUGUUUAAACCAGAAAACGAGAAUCCUAAUAGACCAGUAAAGGGACUCUCCAUCACUCGUAAUGAGGUUUCUGGCACAAGGUUCUGGUCUCUCAUGAAAUCCAUUGCUGGGACUCCAAAAGCGUUCUUUAGUAUCUGUUAUGUUCAUAAUUACUGCCCACUUUGCUUCAUGACGGCCUCCGGUAAAAACGUAACUCCUCCAUCAUUGAAAGUCAGAGAGAGAAAACAGCUUGAAAGUAUAUGCGAUAAAUCACUGACUGAUUUCAUAUUAUUGUCAAAUGUUCGGUAUAUUGUCUGUGUUGGUAAAUAUGUGGAAACAAGAGCUAAGCUGAUUGCUAAAGACUUUACUAGUUGGAAGAUAGAGAUUGGUUCCAUCACUCAUCCUUCACCUAUUAACCCAUCCGCUAAUAGAGGAGACUGGGUAGCUAUGGCCACCCAACAAUUAAGAGAAAUGAAUGUAUUACCAGUUAUGAUCAAUGAAAAUCAUAUUUAAACCUUUAAUAAUCACUUUUAACAACCUUCACAAA